GAACACGAGUGUACAGCCCACCGGAGUGGGUCCGCUACCAGCGGUACCACGGCCGUUCGGCGACAAUCUGGUCCCUGGGUGUGCUGCUCUACAACAUGGUCUGCGGGGACGUCCCCUUCGAGCAGGACGAGGACAUCAUGCGGGCGAAGCUCUUCUUCCGACGGCGGGUCUCUCUAGAGUGCCAGCACCUCAUCGGCUGGUGUUUGUCCCUGUGCCCCUUGGACAGGCCAUCUCUGGAAGACAUUUUCAACCAUACUUGGGUGCAAGGCCUUCACCUGCCCCAUGAGUCGGCAGAGAUCUGCCUGCACAGUUUGAUCCAGGAGCCUGGCAAGUAA
Cariama cristata (Red-legged seriema) is the source of this 335-nucleotide messenger RNA. RefSeq names its product serine/threonine-protein kinase pim-1-like. Gene Ontology annotation, biological process: protein autophosphorylation. Gene Ontology annotation, cellular component: cytoplasm. Lineage: Eukaryota; Metazoa; Chordata; Aves; Cariamiformes; Cariamidae. The transcript has 2 exons. The annotation marks the transcript as partial. The record is from RefSeq and is a predicted model, not a curated record. Gene Ontology annotation, molecular function: protein serine/threonine kinase activity; ATP binding.